Messenger RNA from Aplosporella prunicola CBS 121167, 366 nucleotides. RefSeq lists its product as uncharacterized. Bases 101 to 325 code for a protein of 74 amino acids. The record is from RefSeq and is a predicted model, not a curated record. The transcript has a single exon. Lineage: Eukaryota; Fungi; Ascomycota; Dothideomycetes; Botryosphaeriales; Aplosporellaceae.
GUGGGAUGUCCUGGAUGUCAACGAUGGGCUUAUGGAGAGCUUUCCUCCGCCGAAGGAGUAGUCUGAUGGUGUAGUCCGAUGGAGUAGCUUCCGCGAGCAAAUGACUAGGAAAAGUUUUGUGAUUUGUUGGCGUUUUGGCUUGGAACCGGCAUGCUGUAUCGUGUACGGACGCGUGGGAGGGCGCUGUAUGGAUGUAUUCAAGACGGAUCUUACCGCUAGUAUCAAAUCCAUUGUAUCUCCAACCACUGCGUGUCUUGCAUCUCCAACCACUAUAUCUAUAACAUCGAACAAAUCACGUGUCGAUAUAUCCCACUGCGUAUCCUGAAGGAACGUGCGGAUCGCGCGGUACACCGCACACGGCACACG